Molecule: messenger RNA, 1533 nt
Organism: Trichomonas vaginalis G3
Lineage: Eukaryota; Parabasalia; Trichomonadida; Trichomonadidae
Exons: 1
Coding region: 1-1533 (510 amino acids)
Source: RefSeq, a predicted model, not a curated record
AUGGCCGCUAGAGAAUGGUGGGAGAGGUAUUUUCCUCCAGAAGGGCGGAACGCUGGUGAUAAAGUCCCUGAUCAUAUUAAAUCUGAGCGUUUCUGGGAGGAAUAUUUCCCGCCUAUGUUAGUAUAUCUCAAUACGAUACAAAAUAGUGAUCAAUUUUGGCGUAAAGCCCAACGAAUCAUCGAAGCUCUCACUAAUGAAAUUGUACUGUGUCCUUUUUUGCAAUUUCGAAGCUUUGUUCAGACACUUUAUAAUCUUAGGAAUACAUUAACAUUCUCAUCUCCACAAAUUGCAAUAAAAUUCCUCGAAAUGCUUCCUGCUGAAUCAGAUUCUAACAUAAUAUUAUGGUAUUUACCUUCUUACAUCAAUAAUACAUUAGAUUACUUCGACUUACUCUUUCAGUUGUCUAAAAGUGAGCAUCGCCUUUGGAUUGAAUUUAUGAACUCUUCGGGAUCAAUUGAUAUAGCUAUUGAUAAAUGGUUUCCAAUGUUAAAAUUAAAUGUCGAAAAACCGGACUAUCGUCAGACAACACUUGUUAUUACGAUAAUGCAGUUACUUACAGAUCUUUUCACAUCAAGACCAGCUCAAAUUACAGACUUUCCAGAAAGAUUUGCCAAAUUUUUCAAGCGACUACUUUCUUUCAUCAAUGGCGACAAAGGUGCUUUUGCUUAUUACGCAUCCGAUUGUUGCCUUAAUUUACUUGACAGAUUAACACAUGCUUUUUCAUCGAACAAUUAUUCGGCUCUUGUUUCAAAAUUCGUAACUUCGGUAAGAAAUUCACCAUCUAUAAUUUCAUGCAGUAUGAGUCGUCUAUUCAAAAUCAUUCAGAACGAUGAAAUCAGAAUGAACGCUCUAUCGUCUUUUCUUUCCACCGCAAAUUCAUCAGAUGAUUUCUUACUAGCUGUUGAAACCAUCAAGAAUACCGAUCGAAGAAAAGUUUCUCCUGCAGUUCAAACUUUAAUUCACAUUGCAGCUUCGAGUAAACCGUUCUCUAAAACAGCGCAAUCUGUUAUUGGCGAAGUAUUAAAUUAUACAGGCGAUUUCCCAUGGAUAACGCCAUACAUCAGAAAAACCGCAAAUUUUGUUGGUGCAGCAAUAAGCAAUGGAAGGUUCCUCCGUCGUGCGAAAUCAAUUCUGGACUUGUACAUUGUUCUCUACAAUACAGAUAUCUUCUGGCUUCGUUCUGUUCUUUCUGAAGUCGGUGGACUUCUUUUGGCAACGCAGAAGGUGCCAAUGACUAGUUUGUUGAUACUUCAUCCUUCACCUGUUACAGAUCGCAAAUCUAUAAUGACAAUAACUCAGCCAAUGAAUCCGAAUGAAAUUAAAGGUCUUCUUAAUGCAAAAGUGUUCGAAGAAGAGUAUAAACCAAUUGAUCGUUUAUCUCCAACGAAAACGAUUGCAUCUAAGAAAGUUAUUGUUCUAAAUUCGAAGAAAAUUUCGAAGCCAACACCUAAUUUAAAGAAGAAUGAAAACACAAGGAGUUAUGGAAUAGCACCGAAGAAUCUUAGAAAGCUUCAACCAUUAUAUUCUGUUUGA